AUGUCGAAACGACAAAGUUCUCUGAUGUCGUUUUUUACGAAAACUCCAAAAUCGGAGAAGCUAGAGACGGAAAAUGAGAAGAAGAAGGAGCCUAUUGUAAAUGCUAAGGAAAAAGUGGAAGAAAAAAAAGUUCUGAAAAGAACCAACUCACAAACAGUAAGUUCUCCAGUAAAAACUCCACGAACUGCUACAAAACGUGCCCGAGUUGUGCUGUCGUCAUCGGAAGGUGAAGACGAUGACGAUGAAGACUUCGAGAUGAAAGAUGCCGAAGCAGCUCAAGAAUCUUCAGAAGAGUCGGAGGGCGACGAAAACGCAAGUGACGAUUGUGAGGUUACUUAUGAAAGUACUCCUCAAACCACUCCUAAGAACACUCCGAAAAGAAAUAAGAAAUUAACAACAACGAUUUUUGUUUUGCAGAAAGUUCUCUCUGAAACUCCGAAAAGUGUAAAAUCAUCUGCAAUCGGAAAGGUUAGAAGAGUGAUUCCUGAGGGCGAAGAAGUUUCGAUGGCAGUAGUCGAGGAGAAAAUUGAAAAAAUCAUGGAGGGAGAAUUGGAGAGAAAGAAAAAUGUUGAUAAAGGGGGCUCGAAGAAGAAACAGCAAGAAGAAGAAGAACCAACGGAAAGAUUCGAUCAUGAAUCUCUCGACUGGCUCAAACCAGACAAGAUUCGUGAUGCGAGCAAACGUGCUAUGUCCGAUCCCGAGUAUGACCCGAAAACAUUGUGGGUUCCUCCAGAUUUUCAUUUGAAACAAACACCUGGACAUCGUCAAUGGUGGACUAUCAAAUCCCAACACUUCGAUACCAUCAUUCUUUUCAAAGUUGGAAAAUUCUAUGAAACCUAUCACAUGGAUGCCGUCGAAGUCGUUCGCGCGUUGAACAUUGCUUUCAUGAGAGGAUCAUAUGCUCAUGCUGGUUUUCCAGAACACGCAGCUUCCAAGUUUGCAGACCAGCUUAUGAAUCAUGGCUACAAAGUUGCACGCGUAGAACAAACGGAAACUCCCCAGAUGCUUGAAGAACGAAACCAAAAGGCAAAAUCUAAGGACAAGGUAGUGAGGAGAGAAGUGUGCAGAGUAACUUCGAAUGGAACCAGAACGUACGGUGUGCUUGAUGGAGUUGAUUUGGGUAGUGCAACAUCCACGCUCGAUCCUACUGCUAAACAUUUACUGGCCAUCAAAGAGUUUCAUAACACUGAAACGGGAAAGUCUACUUACGGAGUCUGCAUGAUUGACACAACUACUGCUCAUAUUAGAGUUGGCCAGUUCGAAGACGAUGACUAUCGUUCUCAACUUCGUACCCUCUUUGCAAACGUCAUUGUUGUGCAGACUCUCGUUGAGAGAAGCUCCAUGUCCGUCUCCACCAAAUCAAUCAUUAAUGGAAUUCUGUUCUCGGUUCCAAUUGAACAUUUGCUCCCCAAGAAACAAUUUUUGACCGCGGAAGACUGUGUUAGAGAUCUUUCAAAGGAUGAUUAUUUUGGAUCAGAAGUUUCUGGAUGGCCAGAUGUUCUCAAAUUGAUGCUUGAUGAUUCGAGUGUUCUACCGAAGCCGUCUUCUAAGUGGCAACUCGCUUUUUCCGCUUUCGGUGCAAUUGUGUGGUAUCUUCGAGACAGUUUGAUCGAUGUUGACAUGAUCUCCAUGCGAAACAUUACGCUAUAUGAUUCCAAUAAUUCUAAGCCUGAAAAAAUAAAUCAGGAAGAUGAUAAAGUGGACUGGAAAGGAAAACAUCUCAUUCUCGAUGGCACAGUUCUCGAAAACUUGAACAUCGUACCUAAUGGCAGAGACUCUCAUUUGACAUCCCUGUAUUAUGUUCUCAACAAAUGUUCUACCCCAUUCGGUCGCCGCCUUCUUCGCUCAUGGCUUCUACAACCAACAUGUGAUCCAGCCACACUCCGUCUGCGUCAGGAAGCUAUCAAGUGGAUGAUUUCUUCAGAUGCAGAAUCAUUCUUUUCAACAGCUAUCGCUACUCUUAAGAAAAUUCCAGAUUUGGACCGACUACUUCAAAAAAUCCACACAAUCGGACUCAAGUACCGUUCUGAGAAGCACCCGGACAGUCGUGCGAUUUUCUUCGAUACUAUCAAAACUAAUCAGAAAAAGAUUGGAGAGUUAUUGGCAGCGAUUGAUGGAUUCAAACUUUGUAACAAACUUCGAAAGGAAUACCAGACGGUGCAACAAGAAGGUGAAGGAUGUGAACUUCUGGAUGAGCUCCUCGGAAAUGAGCAGCAAGUGGAGGAAGUUGAUGAGAACAUUUUUUAUUUCGAGAAAAUGUUUGAUCGCACAACUGCUCUCAAGGACGGAAAAAUUGUUCCAAAUGCGGGAUGCGAUGAUGAAUACGAUCAAGCCACAGCGAAAGUCAAAGAAGCAUUGAGCGAAUUGAACGCUUAUAAGGAUAAAAUUGCAAAGAAGUAUAGUUGUUCGAUUAAAUUUGUGGACUCAGGAAAAGUGAAAUAUUUGCUGGAGAUGCCCGAAAACACGAAAGUGUCAUCCGAUUUCGAGCUGAAAUCGAGAAGGAAGGGUUUCAUUCGUUAUUCAACACCCGACUCGGAGGAACUUGUCGCUUUUCUUGAUAUCGCUGAGAAAGAAAAAUCCAAAUUGGGAGACGAUGCUACUCGACGCGUCUUCGAGCAGUUUGGCCAUAAAAAUCCGAUUUGGCUUGAAACGGUGCAAUUGGUUUCGAAGUUCGAUGUUCUCACUUCUUUGGCUACAUUUUCAAAAUCUUCUCCCUUCGAUAUGACCAUGCCAGAGUUCGAUUUCGAAUCAGCAAAGCCUUACUUGAUCGUUGAAAAAGGACUUCAUCCAUGUCUUGCAUUGCAAUCAAGAAAUGAAGUUACGCAAACAACUUCAUUUAUUGCUAACAGCACUACAAUGGGCCAGACUGAAGCCGCUGUUAUGCUUCUCACCGGUCCAAACAUGGGUGGAAAGUCGACACUUAUGAGACAGACUGCUGUUCUUGCCAUUCUUGCCCACAUGGGAUGCAUGGUGCCUGCAUUUUCAAUGCGUUUAACUCCAAUUGAUCGUAUUUUCACUCGCAUCGGAGCCAAUGAUCGUAUUAUGUGUGGAGAGUCGACAUUCUUUAUUGAGUUGAAAGAGACUGAUAUUAUGCUGAAAAAUGCAACCAAGCACUCUCUUUUGCUAGUGGAUGAACUUGGACGUGGAACCAGCACUUUUGAUGGAACUGCAAUCGCAUCUGCUGUUCUUCAGAAGAUUGCGAAUGACCUUGUCUGUCGAACAUUUUUCUCCACUCAUUAUCAUUCGAUUUGUGACUCGUUCACUAAUCAUCCUAACAUUCGAUUGGCUCAUAUGGUAAGUCUCGUAUUCAGUACCCAAACAUCUGAAUAUUCUUUCAGAAACCCUACUAUGGAAGACGUAACUUUCCUCUACGAAUUGGAAUCUGGAAUCUGUCCAAAGUCGUAUGGUUUCUACGCUGCCAAGCUCGCAGGAAUCGAUCAAAAAGUUGUUCGAGUUGCUUAUGCUGAAAGCAACAAAUUCGCAUCUAAUCUUAUUAUUGACCCCAAGAUUCGCCAUUUGGUUGAAUGUGCUCGUGACGACAGUUUCGAUGUUACCAAGUUGAAGCAGAUGAUCGAGGCUAUCUAA
Caenorhabditis briggsae is the source of this 3585-nucleotide messenger RNA. It is a transcript of the gene Cbr-msh-6, whose product is annotated as Protein CBR-MSH-6. NCBI's taxonomy places the organism in Eukaryota, Metazoa, Nematoda, Chromadorea, Rhabditida, Rhabditidae. Gene Ontology annotation, molecular function: ATP-dependent DNA damage sensor activity; mismatched DNA binding; ATP binding. The record is from RefSeq and is a predicted model, not a curated record. Bases 1 to 3585 code for a protein of 1194 amino acids. Gene Ontology annotation, biological process: mismatch repair. Gene Ontology annotation, cellular component: nucleus; MutSalpha complex. The transcript has 9 exons.